Molecule: messenger RNA, 600 nt
Organism: Pipistrellus nathusii (Nathusius's pipistrelle)
Lineage: Eukaryota; Metazoa; Chordata; Mammalia; Chiroptera; Vespertilionidae
Source: the annotation of a GenBank genome assembly
AUGGCCCCCAAAAAGCCAGAGCCCAAGAAGGAGGAGGCCAAGGCAGCCCCCAAGGCGGCGGCUCCGGCCGCGGCCCCGGCUCCCGCGGCCCCACAGCCCGAGCCCCCCAAGGAGAACGAGUUUGAUGCCUCCAAGGUCAAGAUCGAGUUCACCCCAGAGCAGAUUGAAGAGUUCAAGGAGGCCUUCAUGCUGUUCGACCGCACGCCGAAGUGCGAGAUGAAGAUCACGUACGGCCAGUGCGGGGACGUGCUGCGGGCGCUGGGCCAGAACCCCACGCAGGCCGAGGUGCUGCGCGUGCUGGGGAAGCCCAAGCAGGAAGACCUGAGCACCAAGAUGAUGGACUUCGACACGUUCCUGCCCAUGCUGCAGCACAUCGCCACCAACAAGGACACGGGCACCUACGAGGACUUCGUGGAGGGGCUGCGUGUCUUCGACAAGGAGGGCAACGGCACCGUCAUGGGCGCCGAGCUGCGGCACGUGCUGGCCACGCUGGGCGAGCGGCUGACCGAGGAUGAGGUGGAGAAGCUGAUGGCCGGGCAGGAGGACUCCAACGGCUGCAUCAACUACGAAGCGUUCGUGAAGCACAUCAUGGCCAGCUGA